Molecule: messenger RNA, 1244 nt
Organism: Oreochromis aureus
Lineage: Eukaryota; Metazoa; Chordata; Actinopteri; Cichliformes; Cichlidae
Product: coiled-coil domain-containing protein 106-like
Exons: 4
Coding region: 1-843 (280 amino acids)
Cellular component (GO): nucleoplasm
Source: RefSeq, a predicted model, not a curated record
AUGGAUGGAGCAGAAGAUAAAACUUUGUGUGCCUCUGCAACCUACACAGUCAGCACACGUUCGAAGAGAUACAAAGAGCACAGACUGGAUGGGCUAGAUUGCACUAAGCUAACGGCGUCAGCAGUUAAACAUGACGAUACUUCUUCUUCUAAUCUUGCCCCUACUGCAACUGCACUUCUUAACAAGGAGCAAGAGGAAGUGACUUUUCUUAAGGAGAAACUGGAGUGGCAAAAGAUGAGAAUUGAAGAACUGGAAGGAGAGAGAGAUUUCCUACGAAGACAGCUUUCAUCCUUUACAAAGCAACCUAAAGACCAACCAUUCAAUGAUCCAUUUUCCUUGAAGGCUUCUGAAAACUCAGAUUCAUCUUCCACAUUUUCAUCUGUAUCGUCUGUGUGGUCAUCCUCAUCUUCAUUCCCAAAGAAGCGAAAGCAGAAAUACAAGAAAAAGCAUUCAAGAGCCAAGAAACCCAAGAAGGAGCAGAAGAAGCUCCGGCAGCAUGUUCAAACGCCAAAUGACAUUGUGCAGCGAUACAAAUCCCCCCUCAAGACAUUUCCAAGGACGAAGACCAUGACCAAAGCUUCUCAGAAGCAUGGGCUCGACAGGAACACUGUUGUGUCCACUUCAUCAGUUGGAGAGCUUGCUAUUGCGGUCCCCAAUGUUUACCAGGAGCUAUUGUCCAACAGGUCUAGUGGAGAGACGGUACUAGCUUUUGCUAAGCGAUGUGAGGCUGCAAUUCAAGGCAGUGAUGAAGUAAAAAACAAAAUAGAAAGUAUGAAGGCCGCUGGUACUUUGCUUCAAUUCGAAGAGGGAAAUCUGUCUGAAACCCUAAUUUGUUCUAAGUGAUUUUGUUUGUUUUGAGCAUAUUGAACUGAAGAAAAGAUGUGCAAAACCAACCGUUUUUCAAAGAUCUGUUCAUGUAUGUGUUGAGUUUCCACACAACUAAGAGAUUUACCUGUUAGGUUAGUUUAUUUUAUUGUUUUUUUUUAUGUUUUGAUUUGUAUAAAUGUGUGUAGAGUAAAUAAUACAGCUGUGCAGUUUCAGUUAAGGUAUAUUAAUUUAUUAUAUUAUAAUUAUUAUAAUUUUCCUAUGCCAGUGGUGAAUUUAGGGAUGGGAUUUGUUUCCUUAAUAUAGUUUUAGCUAUCUUUAAAAGGCUUGUAUAUAAAUUUAGCAAUGUUAAAUAACUGUUGGUGCUUUAUGCUUUUUAUAGUAAGGCCCAGUAAUACUUACAAAUGUUUGUUGGUCAU